Molecule: messenger RNA, 3074 nt
Organism: Cygnus olor (mute swan)
Lineage: Eukaryota; Metazoa; Chordata; Aves; Anseriformes; Anatidae
Gene: EXTL2
Product: exostosin like glycosyltransferase 2
Exons: 5
Coding region: 180-1175 (331 amino acids)
Cellular component (GO): membrane
Molecular function (GO): glycosyltransferase activity
Source: RefSeq, a predicted model, not a curated record
CGGCCCGACCGCGCCUGCGCACCCCAGGCGCUGCCGGGGCUGGCGCCGGGCUGGGGCCGCGGCCCGGGCCGUGCAGCGGGGCCUGGCGGGACGGAGCGCGGGGCCGCGAGAUUCAAGGAUCACAAACGACUGUCCUUCUGUAAAAACAACAGGGGAGAAAACAAUCUUACCUGACAACAAUGAGGUGUUUUCACUUCUGUAAACUUCCAGGACGAGUUAUGGGAAUCCGCCUACUACGCUUCACUUCCAUGGUGAUCAUUGUCUUGCUUCUUGUGGCAGGUGCUUUAACAGCUUUGCUUCCCAAUAUCAAAGAUGACAAAAUGCCCAAUUUGCGAAGGGAACCAAAAGCCCAGAGUCAGUCUACCUUGGAUUCAUUUACUCUUAUUAUGCAGACAUACAAUAGAACUGACUUACUUUUAAAGCUUUUAAAUCAUUAUCAAGCCAUCCCCCAUUUACAUAAAGUGAUUGUUGUGUGGAACAACAUUGGUGAGAAGAUACCAGAGGAAAUGUGGAAUUCCUUGGGUCCUCAUCCUGUCCCUGUUGUCUUUAAAGUUCAAGCUGUAAAUCGUAUGAGGAACAGACUCCAGAAUUUCCCCGAGCUGGAAACAAAAGCUGUUUUAAUGAUGGAUGAUGAUACACUAGUCAGUGCUCAUGACCUUGCUUUUGCCUUUUCUGUUUGGCAGCAAUUUCCAGAGCAUAUAGUGGGAUUUGUACCUAGAAAGCACAUUUCUACUCCUUCAGGUGUAUACAGUUAUGGCAGCUUUGAAUUGCAGAACCCUGGAUUUGGAAAUGGAGAUCAAUAUUCUAUGGUUCUUAUUGGUGCAGCAUUUUUUCAUAGUGGGUAUUUAGAAGACUUUCAAAGACAGCCAGAAGCUGUUUAUGCCUUAAUAGAUGAAACUCAAAAUUGUGAUGAUAUUGCCAUGAAUUUUCUGGUAGCAAGGCAUACAGGGAAGCCUUCAGGAGUGUUUGUGAAGCCUGUUGAUAUAAGAAAUUUAGAAAAAGACACUAACAGCGGCUACUCCGGAAUGUGGCACCGAGCAGAGCAUUUGUUACAGAGAUCUUACUGUGUAAAUAAACUGGUAAAUAUUUAUGAUGGCAUGCCUUUAAAAUAUUCUAAUAUCAUGAUUUCUCAGUUUGGUUUUCCUAACUACGCCAAUCACAAAAAUAAAAUGUAAGCCAAUGAAUUUAAGGGGUUAAAUGUUAAAUAAUACUCAGUGAAUUGUACUGAAUGCAAGGAGAGAAGAUGUAAUUACUGCAUCUUGGCCAUCCUUAAUUGUAGCCUCCAAAUUUUUUCCAUACAGCUUUUAGUUUUUAUUUUUUUGUCCCCCUUUCUUACUAACCCCCCAAGGAAGGUUUUGAGAAAACUUUAAAAAUAAAUACCAAUGUUCAGUUAUAAUAAAAUUAUCCUCUUUCCUUCACCUGAAAAGCAUUUACAAUUAGGCCAUUUCUCCAGAAACUUGGAGACAAAAAUGCACCCCUACCCUUAGUGUUCAUGAUUUAUUAUUAUUAUUAUUUUUAAUAUACGUAUCUAGUCAAAUGAGGUUUAGGAAUAUUUUUGAUAGUUACAUGUUUAGAUGCUUCCUUCCCCUCUCCUCCUCCUCCAAACAGUUCCCAGUGAAACUAUACAAGGGCUGCAGCAAACGGCUGGCCAGGCUUCAAGGCUCCUGUACAAAAUCCUUUUGAAUGUUGUAUAUAAGCUGUUAUUCUGUAUUCUGAGAUGUUUCUGAAGCUGCUAUGAAAGCAAACCAGAAGAAGAGUACCCCACCUUAAUCUGAGAUAGUCCUAAAACCAUUGCCUACAAUAACUGCUCCUUCUGAGAUAGUGGAAAAAUGAUCUCUUUGAUAUGGCUUUUUUUCCUAUUAAUAAUUUGCCUAGAGUUGCUGAAACACUGCAGACAGUUGAAAGGUAAAACCUAGCAGUAGGAAAUGUACAAAAACAUGAAUACAUAAAAUAUGAAAAUUACAUAUGCAGGGAAGCAAAAGAAAACAAUGAGAUUGUCUUAUUCAUACUCUCUUGAGUACUUAGUUUUGUUUUGUUAUAUUGCAUGCGCAUUGUUACAAAAAUGUUCCCAAGAAAAUUCUCAUUUUUUAAAAUAAAAAAAAGUCUUAUUUACAGUUCCUGAUGAGAGUAAGCUGUUCUACAUUUAUUCCAGAGUGUACAUUUUGUAAUAUUACAGGUCUGCUUUUUUUUUUUUUUAACUACUCUUUCAAGUGAAUGUUUACUUUUCGGUUCCUUUCAUCUCUGUUUUUGGUAGCUCUAGCAACCGAAUUAAAAUGUACAAUGAGUGGGUAAAACGUUAUAAAAAAGUGUUCUAAAGUACAGUGAUGUGGCAGGGAUGGACUAUUACCGGUCUCUGAAUUAUGUGGCUUCAGGCAAGAAACAGCUAUUAUUAAUAGCUUUUGUUACAUUGGGACUCUAGUUUUGGAAAUAUUAUGUUAACAUAGGACAAACCUGUUUUCAGUUAGCUGCUCAGCUGAACAAAACCAAUGUUUGAAAAAUGUAACAAGUUCUUUACAGCUGAUUCUGGAUGUGGAGUCUGGGUUUCUUUGGGAGGAGCGGAGGACUCUUGUCUUGUUCUAUCAGUGUUAAAGGAUUUGUUUUAUGGUCAGUGAAGUCUUCCUAGUAUUUUUGUAAGCUUUAAGGGGUGAAAUCUUAACAUGGCAAUGUAAAGUCUGUUUAAUUAUCUUGUAAUAGUGAAAAGUAAACUUUAAUUACUGUGCUGUAGUGAUAAGUAGUAUCCAAAUAGAUCUAUGACCUUUCCAGAAAUGCAACUUUCAUAGAGGUAACGUACUGCAUUUCAUUUACUUAAUUGUUCAUCUGUAAUUUCUGUUCUGUGCAGUAUUAACUGGAAUUGUGAAGAGUCACAGAUACUGUUUACCUUACCUUUAAAAUGUAAAGUGAACUGUCAACUGAGCCAAAUCUUAGUAUUGGGUUCUUUGUUGGGGAGAAGGGGUUGGUUUAGAGCUUUUUUUUUUUUUUUUAGCUCUUUAUCAGUGAAGGAAUUAAUCGAACAAGCUUUUAUUAUACUUGUAAACUUAAUUUGUACCAUUGUCAAAUAAAAAAAUAUAAACAGA